Ctenocephalides felis (cat flea) is the source of this 2554-nucleotide messenger RNA. RefSeq lists its product as uncharacterized. NCBI's taxonomy places the organism in Eukaryota, Metazoa, Arthropoda, Insecta, Siphonaptera, Pulicidae. The transcript has 9 exons. Gene Ontology annotation, biological process: protein ubiquitination. The coding region runs from base 208 to 2418 and encodes 736 amino acids. The record is from RefSeq and is a predicted model, not a curated record. Gene Ontology annotation, cellular component: Cul4-RING E3 ubiquitin ligase complex.
UGCUCCUGGAUUUUCACCGCAAGCUCACCUUUGUUUCUAAAUUUAGCAUUUUUCAAGUGCCAUAUAAAGCCUAAAUGGAUAUUUGAUGGAAAGAAUUUCAGGCUAGGUUUUGAUUUACUAUUUCUACACAAAUGUCAUUUUAAGCAUCAUAUCCUUAGAAGAUAUUCGUCAAGGAUUAUAGAUAGCAAGGAUAGCAAUAUCGUGAAGAUGAACAGAGAUGCAUUAAAAUUUCAAGAACUAUGGGAUUUUAUAGCUAGGGAUAUUAAUAUAAAUAAGAAGCCUUUACCUUGCAAGACAAACAGGAAAAACAAUGUUAUUUCUGACCAACAAAAAUCUAAGAAAAAGAAAAGUCAUAAUAUUAUCAAUAAAAUAAUGAAUAGACAGAUGUUUGGAGAAUUUUCAGUGCACAGAGGAGUAAAGUAUGAAGCGCCGUUCAUGGAAAUUCCUGAUCACCUGAGGUUUUGUCUCAAAACAGAAAUAUUACCAACAGAAAUAUUAGACAAUCAUGUUUAUAUGGGUUUAACAGCAUGUGGUCAAUUUUUAUUAAGUUAUACUGAAGUAUGGACUCCUGCGGAUAGUGAAGAAAAUGUCUUUUUGACUGAUAAAUUAGAAUACAGGUUAUAUUUCUGGGGAUUUAGGCCCCAUAAUCCUUGUUAUAUAGUUCAUUCAGUUCCUUUAUUUGCCUCUAAUGCAUUUGGUCAUUAUCAGCAUGUUACAAUGGUACAAUGGAAAUCUAUGCCUUGGCUUCUUGUAGUUCACGGAUAUAAUGACUGUGGUCGCCAUGGUUGUAUGACUAACUCCUGCGAUAAUGUUGGUCACAUAACAUGGGUUUCAGUACCUUCUGUAGGAUGUUCUUCAUGCAAAAAGGAAUCCACAUCCAAUAAAGGUCUUGAAGGUCGUUCUUUAUGUACUAGACACAAAAUUUUGGCGCAUACUGAAUAUGAUUGUGGGUCUUUUGAACCUAUCUUUAAACCUCAUGUGAAUAUGAGGCGUCCUGGUCAAAUAGUUGUGAGCACAGGUGCACUCAUGCAUGUUUUGGAUGUGCAAUUAUUGACUUGUCAAUCUCUCACUAUGGGAAAAUCUAAUGAAAGAACUUAUUGUGAACAAAAUUCAACUGCUGGCAGUUCUAAAGAUGAGAAUGAGUGUAGUGUUAGUGAUUUAUUGAAUAUAUCUUUGGAUGAAACUCUUCGAGGACCAGAGGAAACUAUUAAACAAAGUGAUAAUGAAAUCAUCCCUAAUGUUAUAGAAUCAAAGAAUAAUCAGAAAGCUGAUAAAACUUAUGAAUUUGUUGAAGAGGUUGAGAAUUGUGAAAAAAUUGGAAUAUUUCGGAAACGUAGGUUGGCUGAUAGGAGGUAUGAAUAUCAUGAGGAUACACUUGGUGAUUACUUUGGUUUAAAAUGGAAUAAGUACAUGAAACUAGGGGCUAACACAAAUAAAGUUCUGCAUGAAACAACAAAUUCUAAUUAUCAGCGAUCUCAGACAUUGAAUAUUUUAAAUGAUAGAGAUGCUAAACAGAAUAAAGAUUUCAAUGAGAAAUUAAGUAAUAGCUCAGAUAGUAAGUCAAGUUUGGUUUUACCUGAAUAUAUUGUAAAUUCACCACCUUGUUUUAAAAGAAAAUCAUUGCUGGUCUUAGAAGAUGAAGAUUCUUACAAAUGCUCGAUUACACAUAUAAGAUAUUUUGUGGAAAAUAAGGCAGAUGUUUCUGAAAGACAAACUUCGGGUGAAGAAGAUGAAAUUUCUGCCACUGUAGGUGAAAGUUUACCUGCCACUUUUCAUGUAUAUUUGCCGCUCUCUCUCAAUGAUUUCCAAGCCGUAUCACAAGAAGAAUCCAAUGACUUGAUCAAGAAAGAACCUAUUGUUGUUAUCACUCAACAAUCCUUUGAUCUGGAGACUUUUAGUUACUUGGUUUCCUGCAAACUAUGUGAGAAGGAAAAGAAAUAUUUUAAGUGCAUUCAAGAUUGGUACAGUGAAAUUUUAAAGGUUUCUCCAAUUAGUGGCAUCACAUGCAUAUUAUUACUACAUGUAGUAGCUAUUCCUGCUAUAUAUAGGAGACCAUUAUCAGUAUUGCGCUGUGAUCAAUGUAUUGCUGGUGAUUGUUUUACACACCGCAAACAUUAUGAAGCCUCUUGUUUAUUUCAAUGGGAUCCUACAACAGGAUAUUAUGCUGUCAUUAGCCACACAUCUUUAAGAAUUUUGUGUCCUGAUAAAGAUAGCCCACAGAUGUGGAGACCUAAUAGGCGACAGGCUUCAAAGAUUCUAGAUAAUGUGGUGCAAGAUAAUAUUGGUUGGAACAUGCGAGUACAAUACACUUUAAAUACUGAAAUUUCUUUAGAGAGCAUUACGGAUUGGGAUCAUUUUAUUCAAUUGAAUCGGGGCCAUGUCUCUGAUGAUGAGAUUUAUGAUGUCUAUGAUGAAUAAUUUUUUCAAACUUUUCUCAAAAUUUUGAUUAUGCAUCCAUAUUUAUAUGUGUAUCUAUAUAUACAUAAUGGUAUGUAUUUUAGAAUGUUUAUUUCAAACAUAACAUUAUGUUUGAGCUUUAUUAAUAUUGUGAUUC